UCAAGAGUCAGUCUCUCCACCCUAUGCACAGGCCCUGACGGACAAAAGCGACUGUCCUCAAGGGAGACAGCAGCACACAACAGAAGACAACAGACAGAGACGGAGAGACAGACGAGACAAACAGACCCACACAGAGGCAGACAGACACACAGACAGCAUGUUUUCCACAGCUCUGACUCUCUGCACUCUUCUCAGCUGCUCUGCACUCCUCCAGUGUACAGUGUUCCUGGAUCGGCCAUCAGCAGGUCAGAUCCUCCGCUCGCCCUCAAGGAGUCGCCGAGCCAACUCCCUGCUGGAGGAGAUCUUACCUGGAGACCUGGAGAGGGAGUGUUACGAGGAGACCUGCUCACGGGAGGAAGCUGCCGAGAUCUUCCAUACCAAAGAGAAGACGUUGGAGUUCUGGUUCAAAUACACGAAUCUGAACCCUUGUCGGACCAACCCCUGUCUGAACGGAGGCAUGUGCAUGAUGGACCGAGGAAACUUCCUGUGUCUCUGUCCUCCUCAGUACCACGGCGACACCUGUGACUCAAUGGUUUUGGAGUGUCGCUAUAGAAAUGGUGGCUGUAUGCAGUACUGCAGAGACCUGCCGGGUGGAGCUGGAGUUCAGUGUGGCUGCGCUGACGGAUUCAAACUGGAGCCAGAUGGACAGAGAUGCUUCCAGAGUGUGAUGUUCCCCUGCGGCCGCCAGCAGCUGGAGCUGUUGUCCUACAGGCGUUCUCUGUGGAAUCUCUCUGAGCUGCUAAACAUCAGCGCUGACAGCAGGGAGACGAGUCUCAACUUUACAGAGACUGAUGGUGAACUGAUGACAGUGAACACAACGACGGAGAACACAGUAACUAAUGAGACGGAGGUGAGGGGGGAAGAGGGGGGAGGAGAGGAUGGGGUGACAACUCGUAUUGUGGGGGGAGACCUGGAGAAACGAGGAGGGAGUCCCUGGCAGGUCCUGGUCCACAGGCCUGAUGGUUUCGGUUUCUGUGGAGGGACUCUGGUCUCUGACCGCUGGGUCGUCACUGCUGCUCACUGCAUGGAGUCGACGGCAGAUCAUGUUACCAUAGGAGACUUAGACAAGCAGCGUGCUGACCCAGGUGAGCAGCGCAUGAAGGUUCAGAAGAUCUUUGUUCAUCCUCACUUUCACUCGUUCACCUACGACAGUGACAUCGCUCUGCUGUACCUCGACCGCCCCGUCGUCAGGGGCCCGACCGCAACCCCCGCCUGCCUCCCCGACCACCACCUGUCCAAAUACCUGCUGGAGGAAGGUAACUGCGGUGUGGUGACAGGCUGGGGUCUCACUCGCUUCCUGGGCCGGUCGUCUCGUUUCCUCAGGAAGGUGACGCUGCCGGUGGUCAGCUACAGUGACUGCAUCGCCUCCACUGAACAGGUGAUCACAGACAACAUGUUCUGUGCAGGUUACCUGGACAUCAGUAAAGACGCCUGCAGCGGGGACAGUGGAGGACCAAUGGUGGUGAAUUACAGAGGGACCUGGUUUCUGACAGGAGUUGUCAGCUGGGGGGAAAAAUGUGCCGCCAAGGGGAAGUAUGGAGUUUACACCCGGCUUGGGAACUUCCUGAGCUGGAUCAGAGACACCAUGGAGAGGGAGGACGUCAACCGGACCAGCAGCUCGGACAGAAAAGACUUUUCAUCAUCCUGAACCUGAACACAAGCAGAUAUGAUCUCAGAACAGAUGAGCUGCAACAUGGAAACUUUAACUGGCUGGUCAGGCGGGAGCGUCAGGCGAUGUCCUCACCACCAGGGGAGGGGAAGAUUUAAUUGAAUUUUAUGACAACAUCAGUCAUGUUAUAAUUUUCCUUGUCAUUCACAAAAACAUUUUUUGAUGAUUAUCACUUUAUUUAGUAUGUUAUAUAUUUCCUUAGUGAUAUUUUUGUUAUCAUUCAGUACUUUACUAUAAUAAUCUCCUCUGCUGAUCCCUAUAAUAUUGAUUAGCUUAUUUUUGGACGUUUUAUAUUUAAUUUCUGCCUCCUUAGAUCUCUGCCUUGCAAUUUCUUUGUAAAGUGUCUUUUUCUUUUUACAGGGAUUUUGUAUUCCCCUUGUAAUCCAUGGAUGAGCCUUAUACAUUGAUUUCUUCACAAUACUAAUAAAAGGCCAUGAAACACA
Acanthopagrus latus (yellowfin seabream) is the source of this 2112-nucleotide messenger RNA. RefSeq names its product coagulation factor VII. Gene Ontology annotation, cellular component: extracellular region. Gene Ontology annotation, molecular function: calcium ion binding; serine-type endopeptidase activity. The record is from RefSeq and is a predicted model, not a curated record. Gene Ontology annotation, biological process: proteolysis; blood coagulation. The coding region runs from base 158 to 1648 and encodes 496 amino acids. Lineage: Eukaryota; Metazoa; Chordata; Actinopteri; Spariformes; Sparidae. The transcript has 12 exons.